Messenger RNA from Paramecium pentaurelia, 696 nucleotides. The record is from the annotation of a GenBank genome assembly. NCBI's taxonomy places the organism in Eukaryota, Ciliophora, Oligohymenophorea, Peniculida, Parameciidae.
AUGGGAUCUCUUGAUAUUAUUCCAUUUAUAAAUGAAAAUUAGGAAAAAAAAGAGCAAAAAUUUGUGAUAUAAUAAACAGAUACUUAUUUGAAUUUCAUUUUGAAGUCAGUUUACCUUGUGGAUUGAAUAUUAAGAAUUUAGAAAAAUUACAUUCAUAAAUUUCUAAUGCAUUCCUUUUUAAAAAAUUAACAAAUAAAAUAGAAAUAAUAAAUAAUAAUAGCAUCCUUAUGAGAGAUAUAUCAAACUCAACUUUAUCUUUAUAUGUAAUCAAUUUAAAUUAUUUAGGAAAUAAGCAAUAAUAUAAUUAAAUUAAAUUAAACUUAGUCUAAUCUAUUUGCUUUUGAAUAAAAUUAAGAAAAAUAAAUUAGAUUUUUUUCUGUAACAAUUAUAAACUAGGAGUGUAGAAUUUAAAUAGAAUUAUGCGAUUUUGUAGUAAUAGUUUUUACAAACAAUUAAACAUAAUAUUAUAAUAAUCAAUCUGAUUUUGUUUAAUUAUAAGUAUUUAUUAAUUUAUAUGAUGUUAUAUUGGAGUAAUUAAAAUAUGAAAAUAAUGAAUGGAUAUUAAAUUUGUAAAAUAAUGAUUAUAGUUUUUACAAAAAAGUUGAUAAAUAUCCUGAUUUUUUUUAUUUAAAUCCUAAAGAGACAUUAAUUUUCUAAUGUUCAAAUAGCAAUGUAAAAAUACAUUAUAAUUCAUGA